UCCCAACUUCGCUCGCCGGCCAAGACCCAGCACCCGCUCACAAGCCACAUGCAGUCGGUCGCGUCAUCCUUCGUGUCCGAGGCCGGCCCGGACGGCGGGUGGGACCUCGAGCCCACCGAGUGGGACCAGAGCGGCAUGGGCUCCUCCACCCUCGUCGUGGACGAUGAGGACUCGAGCGGGCGCUCUGGCUUUGUCACCGAGCAGCACAACCUCGUGCCGCACGGCGUGAUCGGGGCCGAGUACCGGUCGCUCAAGGCGUCGGCGAACGGCGCAGUCGGGAUCGCCUCCCUCCCCACCCCGCAGCGCGACCCCUACCAUGGCCGCUGCGUCGAGCCGAGGACGUCGCGCGAGCCGGGGCGGGAGUCGUUCAACCUGAUGGUGGUGGGCGAGGCCGGCCUCGGCAAGACCACCCUCCUCGAGUCGUUCUUCAAGUCUUUUCGCGACGAAGACGCAACGUCCGCGCUGUUCGAGCGAAAGGAGACGCAGAAGGUCAUCGAGACGCGGAGGCUGCUCGAGGACGCGGGCACCAGGCGCGACACGCGCGACAUCGCCGAGCGGGCGAUGAAGGCGGCCGCCGAGACGGGCAAGUACAAGGAGGCCAGAGGGGCUAGCUGUGAACAGCGUCUCUUCACACCUGCAGCCGUGAGCAGGCAAGUACAAGGAGGCCAAGCAGUGCGAGGAGGAGAUCGCCCGCCUCAGCCGCGAGAUGGCCUCGCUGUCCGAAGAGCUCAAGGUGCUCCGCGCCGCCGACGAGAAGCGGCGCGUCGAGCUCCAGACGCUGCGCGAGAACGCGAGAGCCACGCGGAUGGAGAUGAAGCGGGCGGCGGACGCGCGCGACUUCGCGCUGGCCGCCGAGAAGCAGGCCGAGGCGGCGGCGCUGCAGCUUGAGUGCGAAACGCUGCAGUCGGCGCUGCGCGAGAUGCGGCGCGACCCCACGACGGGCGCGGCGGCGUGCGCUGAAGGAGACGAGGGCGACGAGGACCACUCCAAGAAGUCUCUGACCUCUUCGACGGUGCGCGUCUCGCGGUUCGACCCGUUUUGCAUCACCGUCGGCAAGCACGAGCUCGUGGUGAGCCUGAUCGACACUCCGGGCUACGGCGAGAACCUGAACACGGUCGACUCGUUUGACGUGAUCACGUCGCACGUGGAGGGGCUCUUCGAGGCGCAGCUGGUCGCAGAGACGUCCGGCGCCGAACGCGACUACGAGAGGCUGCGGAACGAGGACCCUCUGGUGCACGUCUGCCUCUACUUCAUCGCGCCGCACCGGCUCAAGCACAUCGACGUCGAGUUCAUGCGCCGGCUGCACAAGAAGGUCAACAUCGUGCCGAUCAUCGCAAAGAGCGACACGAUGACCACCAAGGAGAAGGAGGAGUUCAAGCUCCAGGCCCGCGAGA
Molecule: messenger RNA, 1394 nt
Organism: Emiliania huxleyi CCMP1516
Lineage: Eukaryota; Haptophyta; Isochrysidales; Noelaerhabdaceae
Exons: 14
Coding region: 49-888 (279 amino acids)
Molecular function (GO): GTP binding
Source: RefSeq, a predicted model, not a curated record